Messenger RNA from Caenorhabditis sp. 36 PRJEB53466, 2435 nucleotides. NCBI's taxonomy places the organism in Eukaryota, Metazoa, Nematoda, Chromadorea, Rhabditida, Rhabditidae. The record is from the annotation of a GenBank genome assembly.
AUGGGUGCACAACACCACCACCAGCAGCUAGAAGGGAAUCCGUUAAACUAUGUAACGAGGUUGGCGUGGAAAAACAAUGGAACGAAUUCACAUUCACAAACAUCAUUUAACGGCUCGUUCUUGAAAAAAAGAGGAAGAGCAAGCGAGGACGGAGAAAUGGGGGGAAGUAGAGGAGAAUCUUUGUUCAAAGUACCCAUUUUUAGCAGCUUUACCGCAUGUGUUCUUAUAAUUUUUGCAAAAAUGCGCUCAAAAUGAAAUAUAGGCCCAAAAUCUUGCAAGUCGCAAGUAGAGAAAUAUAGGGGUGAGAUUGAGAUUGCAAGGAAAACGUGACCAGAAAUGAAGAUAUCAAAAUGAACCCCCAACACUUGAAAAGUCAGCGCUAAAAUAUCGCGUGAGAGAGCUCGGUCACAUUUUGCUUAUCUGGCAGGACUCUCGCGUAGAGUUUUCAAUGAAGACGUGUUAGCGGGCGCAUGAUAAAUCAAUCAUUCCAUGAAUGAAUAUUCGAGAUGAUAGUCGCCACACCGGAUGCUAAACGCGCCGGAUGUUGUGAUGGCGUGUGAUCAGCAUAAAUUUGUAAAUAGGGUUUACACCUUUUUUGAGCGGGGGGAGGGGGAACAGGCGGAUGUUAUUGGAGGGAAGAGAAAGCGGAAGCUAAGUGAUUUCCGGAAGAUUUGACUAAUGUGAUGAUUACGGUUGUGUAACUUUGAAGUCAGUACUAAAGCUUUUGGAGAUUUUCAACUUCUCCGCAAAGAAACCAGGAGGAGGAGGAGGAGGAUGGGAAAAAGAGCUACUAACAGGAAGAAAAAGGACAGAAACUCUUUUCUUUUAGCUCUCAAAUUGACGAUGUGCAUGGGGUCGUGUCCGGAGCCAAGUGCACACACCAUUUGAUUAAGUUUUGGCUGAGAAUGUGGGCGCAACGAAGAUGCUUGAGACAGAACCCGAUUAGUUGAAGUUGGAGGACGACACCUCGCUUUUUUGUCCCUCUUUUUCCAUGUCAAUGUAAACAGAAGAAUCUUGGGAAUUGGUGGUCGUUGUGGUGGGAAGCAAAAAAGAAAAUGAGAAAAGAGUCACGGCUAUUCGGCCCUCGACACAUACAUAUGGCUCCAAUCGCUGUCAAUUAAUUUGCCACCGCAAAAAGAAGAAGAAGAAGCGAAGAGGGUGAGAAGGUAAAGCUAGAGGUCAAUGUUUUUCCCUUCGAGGAGGUCACUAAUGCCUCGGCAAUUGCUUGGAUUACCCCUGUAGUAAUUGGAAAAGUUCACAGGACUCGGUGACAUAUAAACUUUCAAUUAUGCAUCGCCGACCCCUAGACGCACGUGCGAACAGAUGAGCAAUAGCCGCACACGUUUUGAAAAGUAAAUAAACAGAAAUUUGAAACGGGAAUAAGAAAGUUGAAAGUUUCGUUCUAAAGUGAAAUUGGUUCGCUUUCCUUGUGGAAUUAUUCAUAGACGUCACAGACAAAUGGAGAAAAACUAGGGUCCUCGAGAAAAAUAAAUAAACACUUUUUUGUUUUCAGCGCCUGGAUCGUCUUCCCAAAUCUUCUCGGAUCGAUCGCUCUGAUCAUUGCUCUGCAUGUGUAUGCCCGUGAAGUUCCCCUCAACUACGUCCUGCUCGCUGCGUUCACCACUGUUCAAGCGCUUACUAUGGGAUGUGUCGGUAUGUGUCUCGAGUUGUUCUGCAAAAAAAUGAAUUAGUUUCAGUGACUCUCUUCGAGGCCAAAGUCGUUCUGGAAGCCGCCGUUAUCACAGGACUCGUCGUUGCCUCCCUUUUCGCCUACACCCUCCAGAACAAACGUGACUUCUCCGUUGGAUAUGCCAGCAUGGGAUCCCUUCUCUGUGUCCUCCUCUGGGCCGGAAUCUUCCAGGUAAUUCAGAAUCUAAACAAGAAAUGAAGCGGCCCCUACUCAUGAAUCAUGAAAAAAGAACCAAAGGAACAACGACGAGCAAUAGGCUGAAAUUGUGAAAACUCAUACCGGGCCGUGGAAAAAUGUUCCCCCGUCCAGGAGUUUUCAGUAUGUUUUCGGCGUUUUUCAUCGCACUUGGUCAUAUUGUUGAUAAAGUGACAAAAAUAUACAAAUCGAUGAAAAAUGCCAAAAAUUACGGCGGUCAAGCAGGAUACGGGCCGUCAAAUCACAAGUAUGCACAAAAAAAGGUGCAACGACGAGUCAUAGGCUAAAGCUGUCAAAACGUUUCGAGAAGAACACCAACAAAAUUAUGGAAAUUUGUCAAUUUCAGAUGUUCUUCAUGUCGCCGGCUAUGAACUUUGUCAUCAACGUCUUCGGAGCCGGUCUCUUCUGCGUCCUCCUUGUCAUCGACCUCGACAUGAUCAUGUACAGAUUCUCGCCAGAAGACUAUAUCCACGCCUGCGUCGCCCUCUACAUGGACAUUCUCAACCUGUUCAUCCGCAUCCUUCAGAUUGUUGCUGAAGCCAAUAAGUAA